Messenger RNA from Oryzias latipes (Japanese medaka), 3687 nucleotides. It is a transcript of the gene sack1b, whose product is annotated as family with sequence similarity 83 member B. Gene Ontology annotation, biological process: signal transduction. The record is from RefSeq and is a predicted model, not a curated record. Lineage: Eukaryota; Metazoa; Chordata; Actinopteri; Beloniformes; Adrianichthyidae. Gene Ontology annotation, molecular function: protein kinase binding. Gene Ontology annotation, cellular component: cytoplasm; membrane.
CACACCCUCUAUCUGCAGCCUGCCUCUGUUUCGUGUUCAGACAACUUCUUGUCUGUGUCUCUGUCAGCUGGGAGUCAGCAGCUGCUCCAAGCAACACAAAUGGAGGUGGGAUAUUUUAGGGGCAGUCCGGAGGAUUUCCUAAACGGUCACUUUCUAAAUGCUCCGCAGAAACUCUGUGAAGGGAUGGACUCGCCAGAGUUUUCCUUGCUGUCCUCAAUGAGGGGGGAGUUUAAAUCUGAGCUCUACGUUCAGCCUCAUUACAAAGAGGCAUAUCGCCUGGCCAUUGAUCGCCUGGUGGAAGAAGGCAGAGAGGCUUACCAUGAUGUCCUCAAAGCAGAAAGAAUCGGGAACAUCCUGUCUGAUGAGGAAAUCUUUUUCAUCACCACAAACGCAGAACAGUUGGUACCUCAAACCAGCAUAGAGGAGAAGAACUGUCCAGCAGACAAGCAAUCCUCCUCGGGGACAUAUUGGCCUGUGAAAUCAGACGCGGAAACACCAAAUUUAGAAUUGGGAUGGCCAGAUUUCUUGGAUGAGAAAAUUCCGACUAAAAUAGAUUUGCUCUUCCAUCCACCGAGACCAAACAACCCAACCAUAAAAGAGGUGAUCCGGAAGCACAUUCAGGAUGCAAGACAGGUCAUUGCUCUCGUGAUGGACGCAUUCACCGAUGUGGAUAUUUUCAAAGAAGCCGUUGAUGCUUCCAUACAAGGAGUUGCAGUCUAUGUGCUUUUGGAUCAUUCCCAUCUGAAAAGUUUCCUCUCAAUGGCAGAAAGUUUGGACAUCAAAGUUCAACAACUCCGGUAUAUGAGAGUGCGCACCGUGAAAGGCCAGGAUUACCUCUGUCGCUCAGGAGCUAAAUUUCAUGGAGCACUGGAGCAGAAGUUUCUUUUGGUAGACUGCCACAUUGCAAUUUACGGCUCCUACAGUUAUACCUGGUCAUUUGAGAAGAUCAAUCAGAGCAUGGUUCAGGUCAUCAGAGGACACCUUGUCAAGUCCUACGAUGAGGAGUUUCGAAUUCUCUACGCCAGGUCGACUGUGCCAGCAGAGCUGUCUUCUCCGGAGGGUUGGUCUGUGCAGAAUGACUUAAUUGGACAGCCGAUUCUGACUAAGUUAAUUGGUCGUCACGACCAACUCAGGUUCUCUUUCGACACAGCCUAUCAGAGAACCAAUGAGAGGAAUUUUCUUAUGCGAGAUCUAGAGGAUAGGCCUUUUGAUAAGGAAAAUAAUAUUAGGAAUGGAAUUACUGUUCAUGGUCACAAGCCCCAAUUUCCUUAUUUUGAUUCUGAGGACUCCAUGAACAAUAACAAAAGGCACAGCUAUGCAGGGGAAAGAGGAGAUGGGUACCUGUCCCAGCACCUGAAACUCAGAGGAAGCAACUGGAAUGUUGGAGAUGGAAAAAACGGCCAGAUCAACCACUCCAAGAACAAUUAUCUGCAAGUACCUCAAAAGUACAGAGGCCAGAGCAUGAAACAAGUCCCCUUCAUGCAGCAAAACAAGUCCCCUUUGCAAAAUGUUUCCAAGUCUUUAAUGCAAACAAGGAGGAUAGAAACGUAUCUCAACAACUCCGACACCCCAUUUGCAGAGCCUUGUGACUAUUUAGACCAGUUUGGAGAACUCGAUAAAGGUGGUUCCUUUAUGCAGGGAAGAAUAAGGAACUCUCUUGCUUUGGGGCCCACCUUACCAGAACAAAUGGGGCUCCCCAGAUUCACAAACACCUCCAGAGGUGUUGGUCCCCUUGCAACACCUAAAACACAUUUGCACCACUCGUCGAUGAAGUGGAAUCCAGAGGAAGCAGAGAAAAGAGUAAAUUCUGAGGAUUUCAUGGCAAAGCAACAAAGUCAGCAGAUUAUAGAUGACUUUUCUCCUAAUUCAGGCCUUGGUCCAGGAAAAAACUCUUACGCCAGCUUAGGCAGAACUCAACAAAUACUCACAAACCCUGAGUAUCUGACAGACAACUGGUACAAAAGGCACAGUGUGGCAGAUCCACGAUCAAACACUGAGCCUGCAUGUGAAUCUCCAGAUGAGUUGUACGGCUCUUUCGAAAGCACACCUGUGAGCAGAAGCACUGCAGCCAUAAACACUCAGAGCAAAGCCUACAGAUCCAGUCUGAAAGAAGACCAAAGGUCCAUCUCCCAUUACGACGUUAAGAGUGUAACAAACACAAAGAGCUCCAACUCUCAAAUCUGGAAGGAACCUCUGUCCAGAACGCUGUCUGCUGCAGCCCUGGGGCACAAAAACUCCAUCGACAGACCCAACAAUGCCAGCUCUCCAGAGAAGAAGCGGAACUGGAAAAUCAAAUCUUUGUUGAACAUACCUGAGAGAAAGGCAGAUCCAGUUGACAGCAUGAAAACACCAAGUGUCACUUCAGGUGAUAGCACAGACACGUUGACAGCGGAGGAGGAGGAAAGGAUAAGUUGCAGAGGGAAAAAUCUUCACCAAACCAUGAGCAGCUCUGUCAAAGCCUCCGGAAACUACAAGAACAGUGGGGAGGAAGAUAAUCCCAAGUUUUCAAAACCCCGAUUUGUAACGGAGGAAAACCCAAGUCCAUCCCAAAGUGCCUUCGACAAAACUACGGCUCCGAAGAAAACCUCUGCUCCUGACAGAAGCUUGAGGCUGGGCUCAGAGAACCGCCUGUACAGCAGAUUUGAACCAUUCUGCUCAUUAGAAAAGAAACUUCCAAACUCUCAGGGAAAGAGCAAGAGCUUUUCCAAAGCCGAUGUUGAACACAGCGUCAUUCGGGUUACAAAAGCGCACCAUGAAAACAAGCUGGAGAAACUGUUUCACAGAAUGGGAAGUUUAUUACACAAGAACAAGUAAUAUUCACACAAAUGCACAUUCUGCUGGUGACAUGUCACAGUGUGUUCCAGCAGUCCAAAUGCACUGACUUUGCAAAAGAUGUUUACACUUUUAAUAGACUUUUUUAUUUUAUUUUUUGCACUCAGAUACACAAGGAAUGUACAGGAAUGAUGAGAAAGCUUUAUUCAAACAUGAAAAUGAUGUACAAACUUCCUUUUGUUGUGAACUUCAACCAUAAAUCAAACACCUCCAAACAAAGCAGCAGUAUGCCAUAACAGUUAAAAAAAGCCAUGCAGGAACCUGAUUUUUUAACUGUGGGUGUGAAGGCGGGACAUACCAAAGUGUCGCCACUUUAGAAACUGUGUGCUUAACUCUUGACAGCCACUCAAGGUAAAGAUGAUAACACAAAUACCUUCAGUAUACAAGCUGACAUUACCCACGUCUGUGAACACACCUGAUUGCAUCCUUCUGGUUGUUUUUUUGGAAAGAUUUAAAGACAAAUAGCCGACAGCAGUUUAAAAAAAAAUGAAACGUAUUUUUGAAGCAGCUCAGUUUCCUGUGAGAAAAAGGGUUAAAAUACUUCAUCACAUUUGCACUUUAGCUAAAAAUUAUAACAAUUAAAGCGACACAUGCUGUGCCCUUUACAAGCUUUAUUCAUAGAUUUCAUUCCCAUUUAAAACAAAGUGUUUACUUCCUACAUGAACGUUAUGUCCUUUUUUAAAUGAUUCUGCAUUGUCACACUUAAAUACUAGGUGUCUUGGGUUCAGAGGUGAUUCUCUUCUGAAUGGAUGGACUGACAAAACAUUUAUAAAUACUCAGUAGCGGUUUUAGGCACGGGCCAUACGGGCGAUCGCCCGGGGCGGAAAAAUGACGGAGGGGCGGCGCCAGCGGCUC